AAGGGUUACGUCACAGCAGCGGACCAAAGUUAGGGUGGAUUUUCUCCGGAACCGGAUGUCCGACUAAAACAUGAAACCCGGAAUCGAGUUUUCAGUGCCCUUUCUUUUACUCGAAAAAUUCUGAAAAAAUUACAUGUUACUCGUUGAAUUAUUUCGGGAAAAAGUAGCAGGGUGAGUUUUCCAAAAAGAAGCGCAUUUGGGCUCUAUCCUAAAAAAUCGUAAAAAAAAGGCGAUUUUGUCAAGCUCUCGGAAAUGAACGAAAUGACGUUCUUAUACAAAAUAGGGCGCGAGGAAUUCAAAUAAAGCAUUAUUUCUUACCUGGGAGACGUUUUUUAGCAGUCAUAGGGAAUAAAAAGGGCGAAUUUCUUCAUUAUUUGAGGUUACCGUCAAGAUAACCUUCAAAAAUUCAAAUUAGCGGGCGAUAAAGGAAGUACAUCGAUUGCAAGGGUUACAUCGAAUACCGCUAGAUCGAAAGUUUACGUAGACUUAAAAACAGGGUUAUGUUUUUUAUUUUUAAAGUUUAUUUGCAAAAUUUAGAGAAGGUGAAAGAAAAAGAAACAGAUGAAGAGAAUGAAAACAGAAGUGAAAAUGAAAACAGAAGUGUAAUGAAUGGUUAGUUGAAUGGUUAGUGGAGGCUGCGGAAUAGGUGUUCAAUGGUAACGAAGCAAAAGUGUUGUUGAUUAAUUUGUUUGAAGAGUUUGACGAAAGCUUUUUUUUUAAGGUAUUUUUGAAUGAUGGGGGCAAUGAAAUCAGGGGAAACAGCAGGGAAGAGGACAUUGGCGAUGCGGAGUGAUAAAUGUUUACUGCAACCUACCUUCGUGAAAUGAGAAUGAGACAUGCGUGAUCGAAAUUUAAGAGAAUGUGCAAGUGCGUAGAUAGGAGAAAUGUGGAGAAGAGUGCCAUUAUAUAAAUCAUCAAAUUGAACUUUUUGUAGUUGAAGACGUAAAUUUUCUAUAGACUCCUUCGUGGGAUGGGAACGGUACUUCAUUGCAAAGUAGAUCUUCAACAAGCACUUUCGCUUCUUCAAGCAACUUUUGUCCCAUCCUUUUUCUUGCAAGAACUUUGAUAUUUUCUUCAACUUGUCGAUCUCGUUGAACAAAUUGGCAAAUGUAAAAUGCAUACUGAAAUGUAAUUUAUUGUAACAUCUUAUUUAUAACAUUGAUGAAAAUUGUACCUAAUUAUUUUAAAACAAUCUAGGUAAUAGAUUAACAAAAUUCUAUACUUAAAUGACUUAUUUUUAGAAUAUAAAAAAAAUGCAAGUAGGCAUUUUUUUGUCAAUGUCAAAGUAACACGUUCUUCUGACAUGUACCUAAUUAUUGUAAAACAAAAUUCUAUAAUAAGUUCUGUCAAGCAUCAUUAAUUAGUUCUCUUGAUACAUCAUGUCUUGCGAUCCUGAAGAGAUAGUCGUACUGUGUGAUCCUCCUGAGGAAGGAAGUGAAAGUGAUGCUGAGGUUGACGUAGAAUUUCAAAGGAGAGAAGUACAACACUUCAAAACUGCAUUCCGAGCGAGAUGUAGGAAAGUUGCGGCUAACGAGAUGUACCACAGGCUUCGUCGAAAGUGCAAAUACAAUCCCCGGGAAUACAAAUCGAGGCGGGCCUACGACCGGGUGAUGAAUCAGAAGGGUACCAUUUAUAGACGGAAGUUGAUUGCCACCGGCAAGUUAAGUGAUACCCUGAAGAUGAACGCUGCGGAACGGUUGUUUGCCCUGCUUCCGGGGUACUUGCAGUGGGCGAAGAUCAGGGUACUGGAGGACUGGAGGGAGAGAAAUCGGAAGGCGAAGGACCGGUUGUACCAGUUGCAAAAACGACGACGAGAAUUUGUUGAGCGGGCGUUGCGUUCGAGGGACACGGACCGCUUAAUUAUAUGUUUCCUCAAAAGACCUCUUGUGCUGCAGAAAAUAUUCGCCGAAGGCGAAGAUUUUCGACCGGCGAUAAAGUUUCUUUUGGGGCAACGUAUCACUAAUUAUGUGGUCCGGUUGGUGGAGGUGUUGCGGGAGAGUUCCACAUUCCAAACGAGGGCUGAGGAAUUCUUGCAGAAGGGGCGCCGGAUGCCCAGUUUCGUACCGACCUUCGAAGCUGUGCAUCGGGAUAGUCCCUUUGUCGAUGCGAGACAUCCUCGGCUUCCGUUGAUGUACCGUAAGCAACUGAACAGACUGAUGUCUUCCAAGAAGGUGGUGGAGGCAAUGGUCUGUGCAGUUCGGUGCAAGUGGAACUAUCCUAAAAUAUUUCCACCCUCUAUGACUGAGUAAUUUGAUUUCGUUGUGGCUCUUCUCUUCCUUCCUUUGUCUUAAAUAAUCGGUUUUUUACUUGCUGAUUUGGUACAUCCGCCUGGCAGCUGACAGAUCUAUAAAUAGUCCAUUUGUUAUAAAAAUACCUUAGAGAAGGAAAGAUAAAGGAGGGGUAAGGGUACUCUUAAAAUGUAAACAGCUGACGCCCUGAGGUACACUAUAUUGUCCACGAGUAAAAUACAUGCGGAGUUUAUGCUUAUGCAACUUAAAGUACAGGGAACGCUGCUGUAAACGCCCCGAUCGGUUGUUCGAUAUUUCGUAAUGAAAUUUGCAAAAAGAAUACGCUGCAGUGUAGUUUAAGUUGCUUAUAUAAACAAUCAAAAGAUCCCACUCCAAAGUUUGCCUAUGAAAUUAGAUGCAUUACCGAAGAUCGGAAGUUUGACGUUUGUGAAUGUCAAAUCAUAAGGUGUUUUAUGAGUGAAAUAGGUUAUUGUCAUAUAGGUUAGUCGUACGGGAAAUAAUUUUUUAAAAAAAAGGAAGUGUUUUUAUUGUGGGAGGCUGUCGAUGAUUUUUCUUAACGUUUCUCGUUGUUUUUUGCCGGGUUUUACAAAAGACGGUAUCGGUUCUGCGCGAUUAAAUACUUUCACAAAGUGUUCGGCAAUUUUGAAUCUCCCCCUGCCCUUUAGCUCCACAAUGUAAUUUAUGUGGCGAGUUACUCUGACCACGUCCACACCCUCGCCCAGCCAAUAGCCCAUGAAUUUGGCUUUCGCCCAAACCAAGUCCCCUACAUUUAUGGGCGGUGGAACGGUGGCCAGAGGAUUGACAGGGUCGGUAGCUGAUGGUGAGGGCGAAGAUGAUGAGGAGGAAGAUGAGGGCGGAGAGUGUCGGAUCGGCGACGGCGAUGCGGGGUUCGUCACGAUGUCGUCCCACCCGGCUUGUGCGCCCGCGUUUGAUGGACCAGCAACAGCUGCAUCGAUCGCUGCCCGUUUGUUCAUCUGCCUUGAACGUGGCCUACUUCCGUCCGCACAGCGAUGGACCUCAAUAGCGACCGAGAUAGCGACCGAUGUAGGUGCAGAUGAAGGACCGACAACAUCAUCAAUCACCGCCGUUGCUGUGUCCUCAACACCUGCCGUCGACACAUCCGUCGAGGACGACUCCUGGGACGACCUUUCUCGCAUCGCUUUUCUCCCCCUUUUUUGCCUUUGUGGCCUUUUUUGGUACACUUUUGGCUUUAUCUCGUACCAAAAAGGGGGAAAAAGUCGGAGCGCUUGCCCCAGCAACUCUUUUGCCUCUUCUUCGGAGCCGGCUUCGGCCACAAAAUCGUUUACUUCGCUUUUCUGCAGCAAUGUUUUCAAUAUUUCGACUGCUUCUGUUGGAGGGGGGGCACUUAAUUCAAAAAUCGCUUGAAUUAUGUAUUCCAUUUUAGAUUUGCUGUACCCGCCUUUAGCCGUUCGCUGUUUAACUCCCUCCAACGCAGCCGAGUGGUCCAGUAAAUGUGCAAGGGCCGCAACAGGGGAUAGGGAAAUGACGUUUUUAGUUUUUAGAUCGUCGAAAUUGUGUCGUAUAAAUUCUUCUAAUUUGACCUUCGUAUCCCUUGUUGCGUAACCCUUGUAAAAUUCUUUGCAUAUCUGGUUGAUAUUAAUUUCGGCCGCUGUUUCAUACUGCCGUAUUAUGUUUUUCAAAAUUUGUAGCCGCACCGGUCUGAAGAAGAGGCUCUAAAAUAAAGUAACGAUUUGUAUUUGUCUGUUUGUCUGUAUGUCGUUCGUUUUGUACAAUUAAUUAUAACAGGCGAUCCGACAGGUCGCCUUUGGAAUUUUUCUUUAAUUUUAAUUUGAACUUCCAAAGGCCACUCGAUGGACGUUAUAGAUAUUAUA
Molecule: messenger RNA, 4102 nt
Organism: Photinus pyralis (common eastern firefly)
Lineage: Eukaryota; Metazoa; Arthropoda; Insecta; Coleoptera; Lampyridae
Exons: 5
Coding region: 1380-2249 (289 amino acids)
Source: RefSeq, a predicted model, not a curated record